GAAAGCUUAGUGAAUUCUUACUGAGCUACGAUUUGAAGACCACUGAUCCAUUCCACCCCCACCGAGCCUUUUUCAUCUGGCAAACCGUCAGUGCGCGGAUGAAACGCGGUCUAGAUAGUCGGCAUCGAGAAGGCGCGCAAGCAUCAUAAUCGUCAGUGUCUCUCUCGUGUAAGAGAACAAGAGAGUGCCAAAGUAAGGCGGAGGGUGUGCAGGGAAAACGAGUGUGAAGAAGAAAAAAGGGAGAAAAAGAGAGUGUAAGAAUUCCUCGGAAGAGAACUUGAGGAGAAGGUGUCGAUUUUCUGUUGCUGGCAGGAUGCGGUCACUGGCGAUCUUAGUCGGGCUUCUGCUGGUCGUCCGGCUAUCCAGGUGCGAGAUUCUGACGCCACCGUAUUUCAACUUGGCUGAGGGCAAGGAGAUUGUCGCUUCAGCCACAUGCGGCGUCGACACUACCGGUCCGGAGCUUUAUUGCAAACUCGUCGGCGCGAACGCGGAUCAGGACGAGGAUAUUAAUCUGAUCCAAGGACAGGUAUGCGAUUAUUGCGAUCCUGAUAACCCCGAAAAGAGGCAUCCACCCGAAUAUGCAGUCGAUGGAAUGGAGACUUGGUGGCAAUCACCGCCGUUGUCCAGAGGUAUGAAAUACAACGAGGUGAAUCUGACGAUCAACUUGGGGCAAGAAUUUCAUGUGGCAUAUGUUUAUGUACGAAUGGGUAACUCUCCCCGGCCGGGACUUUGGGUCCUGGAAAAGUCAAAAGACUACGGCAAAACCUGGUCACCCUGGCAAUACUUCUCAGAUUCCGCUAGCGACUGUCUCACGUACUUCGGUGUGGAUAGUCAUAAGCCGAUUAUUCGGGACGACAGUGUGAUCUGCACGACCGAAUUUUCGCAAGUGGUACCACUCGAAGGUGGCGAGAUUCCAAUCUCGAUCUUGAACAAUCGACCCUCAGCGAAACACUACUUCAAUUCAACUUUACUACAAGAAUGGACAAGGGCAACCAAUGUUCGCUUCCGCUUUCUCAGAACGAAAAAUCUAUUAGGUCAUCUAAUGUCUGUGGUUCGUCAAGAUCCCACUGUUACCAGAAGAUAUUUCUACUCGAUCAAAGAUAUCAGUAUCGGCGGCCGUUGCAUGUGUAACGGACACGCGGACACUUGCGACGUUCAAGACCCCAACAUGCCGAAGAAGCUGGUUUGUCAGUGUCAACAUAAUACCUGCGGACCUCAAUGCGCGAAAUGUUGCAAAGGUUUCGAGCAAAAGAAAUGGCGACAGUCCACAGCAUCCAAAAAAUUCAAGUGCGAGCCCUGCAACUGCUUUGGACACUCGGAUGAAUGUAUCUACGAUCCAGAGAUCGACGAAAAGCACUUGUCGUUGGACAUUUAUGGCAAUUAUGAAGGCGGCGGUAUCUGUCAGAAUUGCAAGGAUAAUACGGAAGGCAUCAACUGCAACCGCUGUAAGCCCAAGUUCUAUAGGCCACAAGACAAACCUCUGAACGCGACCGACGUAUGCCAACCAUGUGAUUGUGAUUACUUUUAUUCAACGGGAAACUGCGCGGACUCCAGCGGCAGGUGCGAGUGCCGGGAGGAAUUCACGCCACCGAACUGCGACUCCUGUAAUUACGGAUAUUUCGGCUAUCCUAACUGCAGACCCUGCGAGUGUCACUUGCCGGGAACCGACGGUUACCACUGCGAAGCGACAGACGGUUACUGUCCCUGCAAAAUAAACUACGCCGGUCACUACUGCAACCUCUGCGCGGAAGGAUACUACGACUUUCCUAAGUGCCUGCCAUGCAGCUGUAAUCCUCUUGGCGCCCUAAACGACUUAUGCGACGUGGUGUCCGGUAACUGCACGUGCAAGAACAAUUAUGGUGGUAGAACGUGCGACAUUUGCGAGAAUGGAUACUUCAAUUAUCCUCUCUGUACAUAUUGCAACUGUGAUCCUCGUGGAACCGAACCUGGCAUUUGCGACAAGCAAGACGGUGUUUGUCUGUGCAAAGAAGGAUAUGGCGGUAUUAGAUGCGACCUAUGCAUCUCUGGAUAUUACGGUUAUCCCAAUUGCAGACCAUGUAACUGCAGUGCUGUUGGCUCGUCCACUGUCAGCUGCGAUUCUGCGGGAAAAUGUUCGUGUCUCGCCAAUUUUGCCGGUAGGACUUGCGAUCAGUGCAGCCCAGGAUACUACAAAUAUCCAGAAUGCAUCCCAUGCAACUGCGACAGCCACGGUUCAAUCGGCGUAUCCUGUGACGGCGAAGGGAUGUGCCAAUGUCGGGAGAAUUUCGAUGGCACUCGAUGCGAGCAAUGCAAAGAGGGCUACUACAACUUCCCGACUUGCGAGGGUUGCAACUGCGAUCCGGCUGGUAUAGUCCCAACUUUCCAAGGUUGCGGUUCUCUGCCCCCUGGCGAACUCUGCCAAUGUAAGGAUCGAGUCGAAGGCAGAAUAUGCAAUCAAUGCAAGCCACUCUACUGGAAUUUACAAUCUUACAAUCUCGAUGGAUGUGAAAAGUGCCAAUGCAAUCCUUUCGGAGUCAUCGGCGGCAUCGGUGAAUGCGAUAUUAAGACUGGACAGUGCAUAUGCAAGCCUGGUGUAACUGAUAGAGAAUGCAGCCGAUGCGUUGACGGAACGUAUAAUCUUGAGGAGAGUAACGUCUUCGGUUGUUCUGACUGUGCUUGUGAUGUUGGCGGUUCUGUAAGCCCGAUAUGCGACAAACAAACCGGCCAGUGUCCUUGUCAGCCGCGAGUGACUGGUCUGACGUGCAAGGACCCUCUGAAGGCACAUUACUUCCCCACUCUUCACCAGUAUCAGUAUGAAGCCGAAGAUGGCAGAACACCAAGUGGAAGUCGCGUCCGCUACGGUUUCACAGAGGAUCUUUUCCCGGGCUACAGUUGGAAAGGUUACGCCGUGUUCUCUGCUUUGCAAGAUGAGAUUAUGUUGGGCGUCGAUAUCAGCAAAUCCUCGCUUUACCGGAUGGUCUUGCGCUACGUGAAUCCCAACAACGAAUCAAUCCUUGGUAUUAUUACCAUCACUCCGGACAAUCCAUCCGAAGUACAGCAACAAUUCAAAGUAAACUUCAAGCCAUCCAGUCGACCAUCCUUCCUAACAGUUGCCGGAAUCCACGGCAACCAGCCGUCGCCCAUGGUGAUGAAUCCCGGACAUUGGUCCAUUAACAUCGCCACGAAAAAGAGUCUGUUUCUCGAUUAUUUUGUUUUGUUGCCAUCCGAAUACUACGAAGGAACCAUACUAACGCAAGACGUGAAUAUGCCCUGCAAAAUCGGCUACAAAGGACUCUGCAGGCAUUAUGGUUACCCGAAUUUAACGCGAUUCGACUCUGUCCGCGGCGCAGGUGGCUUUAUCACCGAGAACAACCUUAGAAUCUCGUUGACCAAUCUCUUGACAGAUCACGAAGUUCUGCAGGAGAUCAAAGAGGACGAGAUACCGCUAAUUAACGAUCAACAGGAAGAGAUUCAUUUCGAGCUUAGGAUCAGUAAGCCCGGUCCUCAUGUUCUCGUGGUAACUUAUGUAACUCCAAGCGACGAGCAGACUACAUCGGUCCUACUGAUUGAGGCCGACACUAUCGGUAAGGGUAAAGCUAAUUUGAAUCCUUGUAGAUACACCAGCAUUUGUCAACAAGUCGUCACCGACACCUACGGCAAGGUAGCCGUGAUGAAUUUCGCGUCUAACUAUAUCAGUCUGGUACUGACUGGCGAUCCGACUUCAAACGUUGGUAUCAAUUCAAUAGUGGCUAUCCCCUACAAUCAGUGGUCGCUAGAUUACGUGAAGCCAAAGUCUAUUUGUGUAAGGAAGAACGGCAAAUGCGUGCAAGGACUGUUCCCUGACGCCGAUGCCAAGAAGAUCGAAUUCGAAACGUCCGGUGUACCCGAAUAUCGACCACUUGGUAUCUACGAUAACAUCACUAAGCUGAUUUAUUUGGGUGGCGACAGUAACAGCAUGGAUAUUCGUGCUAAAGUACCCCAACCGGGAGACUACAUUUUCGUGAUGCAGUACUAUCAACCGGAUCACCCUCAGUUCAAAUUGGAGAUGCUGGUACAGAACGGUAAAUUCUACGAGGCGGAGAUCCCGGUGCCGCAUUGUCCCAGCAAUAGCGGCUGCCGUAGCAUCGUUCGCCAGAUGGACGGUGGAGGUAUCACGUUCCAGCUGAUCGAGAACUUCGUGUUGACCUUGAAGCAGCCCGCCGAUAAUCGCAGCAUUUGGUUGGAUUACAUGCUAGUGAUUCCGGCAGAUCAAUAUAAUGAAAAGAUCCUCAGCAAGUUACGGUUCGACCAGACGAAGGAGUUCAUUAAGCGCUGCGGUAACAAUCAUUUUCAUAUCAACAUCACUGAGGACGGCUUCUGCCGCGAUUCCAGUUUCUCGUUGACUGCCAAUUACAAUAAUGGCGCGUUGCCCUGUAACUGCAUUAUCGAUGGUUCUACCAGCCUGGAGUGUGAAAAAUUCGGCGGCCAAUGUCCCUGUCGGCCGAACAUCAUCGGCCGACGCUGCGAGAUCUGCAAGACCGGUUUUUAUGGCUUUCCCCGAUGCAGACCUUGUAACUGUCCCGCUCUAUGCGAAUCGGACAGUGGUAGAUGUAUCUGUCCACCUCGAGUGACGGGACCACGAUGUGACCAAUGCAAAGUCGGUACUUACGGUUUCCAUCCCAUCAUUGGAUGCGAGGAGUGCAACUGCUCGCCUCUAGGUGUCUUAGAUGGUGAUCUGCAAUGUGAUUUACUCGAUGGCAGCUGCCGCUGCAAGAAAAACGUUGUGAGCCGUAAGUGCGACCGUUGCCGCGCCGGCUAUUCGCAGUUUCCACAUUGCGAGCGCUGCGACUGCGAUUUGCGCGGUACCACCAGCGACAUUUGCGACCAGUACACCGCGGAAUGCUUCUGCAAGACGAACGUGCAAGGUCUGGCGUGCGAUGUGUGCCGCGAGGGCACUUUUGACAUCCAGGCGUCGAAUGAGGAUGGUUGUACUAAAUGUUUCUGCUUCGGCAAGACUACCAGAUGUGCCUCUGCGAGCCUCUACUGGACUCACUUAAUGGACAUGGAGGAGUGGGAGCUAGUUUUGCCCAUCGACAAGAGCGGCAACUUCACCAUCUUGUCAACUUACCCCGAAUACGUGAACGCAACCACAACCACGGUCUCUCUCAUCACCAACGAUACCUUCGAGAAUAUAGUCUAUUUUUCGGCACCAGACACCUAUCUAAACAAAAAGUUGACUUCUUACGGCGGUUAUUUCAAUUAUACUAUUUACUACAGUACAGGACCUUUCGGAAAAGCUGUCGGCGCCGCCGAUAUAAUUCUUCAAGGCGCCAAUAUCACGCUGUUCUUUUAUUCCGAAGAGCAGCCACCGUCAUCCUUAAACUUCAGAGCGUCCGUUCGUCUUGUUGAAGCUAAUUUUCUCACUGCCAACAAGCUCAGCGCCACGAGAGAGCAAAUAAUGGUGGUUCUCGAAAAUCUAAGUGGAAUAUAUGUGCGCGCUACAUAUUGGAAUCCCAGCAUUACCGCCUCAUUAUCGUACGUGACUCUGGACGUCACAACGGAGCAAUACUCGACUCAAUACAGCGUCCGAGCUAGUAGCGUAGAACAGUGUCAGUGUCCACCUAAUUAUCAAGGCUUUUCAUGCGAAGAAUGCACUCCAGGUUAUUAUAGAGUAAAAUCGGGUCCAUAUGGCGGAUAUUGCGCGCCCUGUCAAUGCAAUAGCCACGCAAGUACGUGCGACGUGAACACCGGAAUCUGCCAAGAUUGCAAAAAUGGCACUACUGGUGACCACUGUGAGUUUUGUGAGCAAGGCUAUUACGGUAAUGCUACCAUAGGCACACCGACUGACUGUCUAAUCUGUGCGUGUCCACUGCCAUUUGUCUCCAAUAACUUCGCUACUGGCUGCGAAGUGAACGAUGAAGGAAACAAAAUCAGUUGUGACUGUCUGCCUGGGUAUUACGGGGCCCGCUGCGAGGCAUGCGCCGCUGGCUACUACGGCAAGCCUGAGGCGUACGGCGACUAUUGUAAACCGUGCGAAUGCUCCGGUAACAUCGACACCAAUCAAGUCGAUUCGUGCGAUUCCAUCACUGGUCAAUGUCUACAGUGUCUGAAUAACACCUACGGCGAGGCGUGCAAUCUGUGCGCACCCGGCUAUUUUGGCGACGCCGUGGAAAAGAAGGAUUGUAGGAACUGUGUGUGCGAUGACUGCGGCAUGGAGCACUGCGAUAGUUACAGUGGGAAAUGUUUUUGUAUGGAGAACGUGAUCGGCGAACGCUGCGAUCGCUGUGCGCCCAAUCAUUAUGGUUUCAGCAGCUGUGAUGGCUGCAAGGCCUGCGACUGCGGACUAGCAUCUGAAAACAGUCAGUGUGAUGAAGAAACGGGCCAGUGCAUAUGUAAACCGGGGGUCACUGGUCGUAGGUGCGAUCAAUGUAUUCAGGGAUAUUGGAACUAUGGAUCAGAAGGAUGCACAUCAUGCGGAUGUCACACUGGCUACUCCGUCGGUGUGUCCUGCAACACUAUGACUGGCCAGUGUACCUGUCUACCUGGUGUAAUUGGCGAAAAAUGCGACCACUGCCCCUAUCGACAUGUACUUAUCCCGACGCAGGGUUGUUUCUCCUGUGGUUCCUGCAUCGGAAAUCUCUUGGAUGUUACUGAUGAACUAGCUGAUUUAUUGGAACCUAUUUCGCGCGAAUACAGUACGGUCGCGGAGGGCUACUUCACAAAUCAACGAUUGAAAUUCAUUAACGACACGGCGAACGAACUCUAUCCCGAAGUGAAAGUACUAAAUCCAAGUAGAGUGAAUCUAUUGCCAUUGCAAGAAAAAUUAGGACAGUUGGAACACGAAAUGUCUAACCGGAAUCGACAGAUUGAAUUUGCCGCUGAAGAUAGUAUUAAGUGGAAGGAUGCUGCAGAAAAGACGUUAAGGGACAUGAACAAUCUUGAAGAGGACGUAGUACGCGAAAUCGAGCUGGUGAAUCAGAUUGUAUCUGAGGUGCAGUCUUUAGCAUUAAAUAUUGAACUGGGAACAAGUGCGAAAGUCGACAGCGCUCUGAACGAAGCAAAGGAGAUUCUGAAGAAAAUUAAGGACGUUUCCUUUAUCAAAUUCCGGGACGAUGCAGUGGACCAAGUGGACCAUGCCAACAUUCUAGUGUCUGAAAUGCAAAAGUACAAUUUUCCUGUGAGUAAUCUAAGUAGCACCGCGGCCAGUCUCAGCGACAAAAUCAGAAAUGCCAGUGUCAAAAUGGACGACCUGAUGGAAAUUGCGCAAAAGGCUCAAGAACUGGCCAGUACGGUAGACAAAUUGAACAAGGAGAAUAGAUUCGCCGCCGAAACUGGCAACUUUGAUGUAGUGAAAAACUCGACGAUAGAAGCAAAAGAAGAUUUGGAAGCGGGGGAUAUGCUUAACAAGAACGCUAGUCAAUAUCUCAUCGAUGCGAAAGCGAAUAUUGGUAUUCUGUUGAUAAACGACAUAACGGAUGCAACUACGCAAUUGAAUACCACCAUUACCGAAAAUGAUUAUAUGCUGAUUGAGUUAGCAGAACCGAUGAAGAAUGCUCACGCUCACGCGGCGUACCUCUACAACCAUUCUCUGGCGCUGGAUGAUUUGCUGACUGACACUCGUAAUACCAAUGCAGUGAGAGCCGUUUCAGCAUACAGAAACAUCGAGACUGCAAUUCAAGCUGCGAAGAACGCUGCGGACGAAGCUAUGAUCGCUGCUGAGAACGCAACAUCAUUGUCCACUGGUAUCGAACAGAAGAUGUUGAAUUCCCAAAACGAGUGUUAUAAACUGUUAAAUUCUGCGCGGCUCACCUUGGACAAAACAAAAGGACAGCCUGAGGACGACUUACGAAGUGCGACGAACAAUGCAGCCCUUAUUGACAAACAGAACAAACGCAAUAAGGAGCUGCUGGAUUAUAUUCAUAAAACACUCACCAAUAUUCCUUCACAAUCAUCCACUGUCGCACAUGACGCUAUGAAUCAGGCGAUGAAUGUUGAGCGCAAUAUACAGAGCGCCAUAAACGAUAUGAACGGCAUCGUAGAUCGGAUUCCGGAAGAUUUGCGGGAAGCGAAGCAGCUGUCGAAGGAUACAUCGGAAUCAUUUCGUGAUAUCUCACAGGCAAAUAAGCAACUUGAUAUCGUGGACAAAGUGGUGCCUAACAUCACCAACCUAUUAAAUAGCUUGAACGACAACCAGAUAUCGAUAAACACUACUGGUAAAGAUUUGCAGAGCAAGAUUGAAGCCCUGAAGAACAAAAUCACAAAUGCCCGGGAACUGGCUGACCGAUUCAGAUAUGGCUUGACCUUCUAUAGAAACACCACUCUAGAGCUCAAGAAUCCGGAAAGUCUAUCGUUGCUGGCCACCUCCACUAAGGUUUCCCUCUACUUUAGAACCAACAAAACAAACGGUUUUCUACUAUACCUUGGCAACGAGGACAAGACGAAUUUACUACGCUCUAAAAUGCAUGAUUUCAUGGCAUUAAUGAUUGAGAGCGGAUAUCCAGUACUUAUAAUCGAUCUGGGAUCCGGAUACGAGAGGAUAAUUCAUAACAAAUUCGUAUCAGAUAAUGUAUGGCGGCAGAUAAUCAUUCACAGGACGGGUAAACACGUGAAGUUGAUAGUUCGCGAGGACAUCGGAGAAGGUCGAGAUAAAUCGUAUGAAAAGGCGCUUGUCUUGACAGGCCCUUAUUAUGUUUUCAAUGUUGACCGGGAACACUCGAAACUUUUUGUGGGCGGUUACCCAUCAUCGUUCCAUAUUCAAGAUGCUGUAACCGCAUCAUCGUUCGAGGGUGAAAUGGAGGAGCUGGUGAUAGGUGAUAUACCGGUGUCCUUCUGGAAUUUUGUUUAUGGCGAGAACAAUCAAAAGAGUGCGCUUGAGCGCGACAAGCUCGUCAACUUCCAACCGAGCACGGGAUAUCGUUUUGAUCGGCACGGCUAUGCAAUUCUUAGCAAAAAAGAUUCACAAAUUAAUCUAGAUCCCAGAAGAUUCAGUAUCAAGUUGAUCUUCAAGACUUUCGCUGAAGACGGGCUGAUUUAUUUGAUGGGCAAAGGCAGGCAAUUCUUGUCGCUGGAAAUGAAGAACGGUCGCCUGUUGUAUCAAUACGAUCUUGGUGAGGGUGCAAUCGCCUUGGAAUCUUUGGACAAGUACAAUGACGGUGACAAGCAUAUUUUGGAGGCUCUCAGACUCGACAGAAGCGGUGUGCUCAAGGUAGACGGCCACAAAGUGGGUAAUAUUGAAGCGGUCGGAACUGCUAGGGCUUUAUCAUCUACAGACCAUAUCUACUUCGGUGGAUAUCCACCCAACGUAAAACAUCCUUACCAGUCAGUCACUAGCAAUGGUUUCGAGGGUUGCAUCGAUAACGUUGUCAUUCUCGAUACUUCGAUCGAUCUCACUCGCAAUGUGCAGGCAUUCGGAGUCAUUCCUGGUUGUCCAGUCAGGUUCGCCAGCCUUGUUUCCUUCGAAAAGAACACGCCCGGCUACGUAAGAUGGCACACAUUUAAGUCAGAUGGCUUGCAAGUAAACCUAAAAUUCAAGACAUCAGCCAACGAUGGAUUGAUCUUCUAUGCGAUCGAUGACGACAAAAGUACGAAUACUGGUUACCUUUCGCUAAUAAAUGGUCGUCUAAUGUUCACUAGCCAAGGCGUGGAAUUAUGGACUAGCCCAUCGGAUGUCAAAUUCAACAAUAAUGACUGGCACGUCGUAAUGGUCACUCAAGAUCAAUUUGGCCUUAGCCUCGAUAUCGAUGACACGAUGAGCUACAAAUCGGAUUUGCCACCACCACUUCUGCACUUCCUCCAUGGCAAUUUGUACAUCGGCGGAUUGCCAUUAAGAUUGGAUUUUGACGGCAAAACUGUGCCUUUCGUUGGUUGUAUCGGCGACGCAACCUUGAACGGCGAGAUCAUUAUCAAUUUCGCCAAUUCAACUGAGAGGCCGCAUGCAUUCCUGGGGAAAUGCAAAGAUGGAGAUCAGAUACCUCUGCCACCAAUCGUUGAAUCUGAACUUCCAACGGAAGGUUGGUUACUACCAACGGAAGGUUGGUUACUACCAACGGAAGAACCAGUAGAGUUAUCGACUCAGAUCAGCAUAGUAGAUAUCGACAUAGAGAAAGAUGACGAUGAAGAAGAACCUUACCUGGAAGGCCGAACUAACGUUGAAAAAGUUGAUUCAAUUACCACGUCUACCACGCAGAUGCCAACCGAGCCUAAUAUUCAAAUGGAUGACGAAUGUCACUUGCCAUACUAUCCAGCUGCGGAUCCUGAUCUGGAGAGUGCGGUUUGGCGAUUCGGUAUUUUCAGGAAUAGCAGAUUGCAAUAUAAAACGUUAAACGAAAGAUUCAAGAAUAGUUACAACUUCCGGAUCAACAUAAAGACAAUGGUUGACGAAGGAAUUAUAUUCUAUAGCUCCAAUCUCAACCAACAGGAUGACCCAGACUUUGUUGCCGUGUACGUGCUUGGUGGAAAGGUUCACUACAAAUUCGAUUGUGGAAGCGGAAUGAUGUCGCUGGCGAACGACAAAAAAAUUAAUGACAAUCAAUGGCACGUGGUAACCUUCACGAGGGAUGGUAAAUACGGUCAAUUAAUAGUGGAUGAAGACGAAGUUGAGGGAUAUUCUGAAGGAAAUUCUACUACUAUCGACGUGAAUCCGCCAUUCUUCGUUGGCGGAGUUUUGCCACAAAUGUCCGGCACCGCACACAUGAAUAUUGGCCUCAAUAAAACGUUCAACGGCUGCCUAGGAAACUUCAUGGUAAACGGACAGGUCGUAGAACCGUCACAGAAAGUAGACGUAAUGUCUUGUUCACAAAGAGUUGAACCAGGUCUCUUCUUUUACCCAGGAAACGGCAGUAACUUAUACAAAGCAGCUGAUCGAUUCAACGCAGAUCGCGGCUUCGACAUUCAACUGGAUAUAAAACCACGUUCAACAUCCGGGCAUCUGCUGUCAGUGCACGGUAAAAGAGACUUUAUUGUCUUAGAGAUGUUCAACGGCACUGUCAAAUUCCUCGUGAAAACGCAGAAAGGCUCGAUCGAGACCUCGUUCGUACCAACGAAACCGAACUCCCUGUGCGACGGCCACUGGCAUAAUAUUCGAGCCAGCAAACGUAAGAACGCAAUGUUGCUGUCAGUCGAUCACAAAGCUGCGCCACCCGCAAUCGUCGGCGGUAGAAACAUAGUCAGGGUUUUAUCGAAACAUCCGGUAUUUAUUGGCGGCCACCCGGCUCUGGGAAAAGGACUACGAGGUAGCACCUCACAGGCACAAUAUAUCGGCUGCAUCUCCAACAUUAUAAUUAAUUUGCAUAGUAUCAAAAUUACACCCGAGCGAGCUUACGGUCGAGUUCUCGCUGGUAUGUGUCCAACCAUUUAAAACACAAUAAUUCUUAAACAAGUUAUGCAAAUCUUACUCGAAAAUCUGAUUUUAUUGACUUUUCUGUUUUAAAAUAUUACAUUUAUUAACCUGCCACAAAUUAUUGCCAUAAACUGAAAACUGAAAAUAAGAAAUAAACGCAUAACGAGCGAAAGACUGAACUUGUAAAUUCGUCUGGUUCUCUUUUGAGAAGAUACACUUCCUCAUUUUAAUUAGUGACUGAAAAAAUUACUUGUACUGGAUGAAACAAAGAAAUUAUUUUUUAACCAAAGAUACAUCUUAAGACUCCUGGUUCGAUUUUAGUCGAUUAUUUUGAUUAGUGACGUCAGAAGUGAGAAAAUAUACACAAGAUUCUUUUACUUUAGAAUAUGUUGAAAUAAAAAAUGUCUAUGAAAUAAUACUUGCGAUCGAUUAAACAUAUCUAUAAAAUUCUCGGGAAACUUACUUUCGCAUUAAUAAUCAAUAAAUAACCGUAAAAUUAACGUGACUUUGAACAAUCUUUUAACUAUGUGAUUUUAUGGCUAUUUAUUGAUAAUUGAGGCGACAGGUAAAUUUUUAAAAUAUCUUUGAAAUUUGGACAAUUGACCACAAAUCUUAUUUGAUUUCAAUAUAUUUUGCAAAAAUUUUUAUUUAUUUUUUUGCUUUUGACAUCAUCAAUUAAAAUAUCCGCGACAAUUAUGUGACUCCAAAGCUUUAAUAAAAUAUAUAAAUUAUGAAA
Molecule: messenger RNA, 12032 nt
Organism: Odontomachus brunneus
Lineage: Eukaryota; Metazoa; Arthropoda; Insecta; Hymenoptera; Formicidae
Gene: LanA
Product: laminin subunit alpha
Exons: 28
Coding region: 314-11314 (3666 amino acids)
Biological process (GO): regulation of embryonic development; regulation of cell adhesion; regulation of cell migration
Molecular function (GO): signaling receptor binding
Source: RefSeq, a predicted model, not a curated record